Messenger RNA from Oncorhynchus kisutch (coho salmon), 2346 nucleotides. Its product is annotated as WW domain-binding protein 2-like. Lineage: Eukaryota; Metazoa; Chordata; Actinopteri; Salmoniformes; Salmonidae. Gene Ontology annotation, biological process: positive regulation of DNA-templated transcription. Gene Ontology annotation, molecular function: chromatin DNA binding; transcription coactivator activity. The transcript is spliced from 8 exons. Gene Ontology annotation, cellular component: nucleus. The coding region runs from base 152 to 973 and encodes 273 amino acids. The record is from RefSeq and is a predicted model, not a curated record.
CAAUAUGGGAAACAAUGUUGGCAAACAGAACAUUGCAGUCACAGCACAUGAAACAGCUGACCCUGUGACGUAACACUGAGGUUUUUGGGGCAUUCCUCUCAUUUCCAGUGUGUAGCUGUACCUGACGAAGAGUACAUUAGACUAUCUGAACAUGGCUUUAAAUCGAAAUCAUUCUCAAAACGGAGGAGUUUUGAUAAACAACGGCGAGAGUGUGUUGAGGGAAUGCAAGAAUGUGGAGCUGUCCUUCAGUGAUGUCACCAGCAAGACAGACCUGCUGAGGGGGACCAAGAAAGGGACUGUUUACCUCACUCCAUACAGGUUGGUGUUUGUGUCCAGUAAUGCCAAGGACUGCCUGGGGUCUGUGAUGUUCCCGUACUACCUGAUGAAGGGCUGCAGCAUUGAGCAGCCAGUCUUCGCCGCCAAUUACAUCAGGGGCACAGUGUCUGCUGAAGCUGGGGGAGGCUGGGAAGGCCAGGCUAGCUUCAAGAUGUCUUUUUCCAGUGGGGGGGCCAUCGAGUUAGGUCAGCACCUCUUCAAACUGGCAACAAAUGCAUCUCGUGCCCCUCCUGCUCAAAACGGAGGUGCCUCCUUUGGCUAUCCCUCUCCUGGAGUGAUGAAUGGCUACGGCCCACCACCUGUUCCUCAGAACUACCCGUAUGAAUCCCCACCCCAGCAGAAUGGUUUCUACCAGGCUCCCCCAGGCAACAUGGGCUAUCCCUACCCUAUGGCAGCCGCAGGAAUGUACCCAUCUGCCCCUGCCUACAUGGCCCCACCUCCCCCCUAUCCUGGGCCCCCUCAAAACUGGGCUGCUCUCCCUGCAGGUAAUGCCAAGGCAGCAGAGGCAGCCGGCAGCGCCUAUUUCAACCCCAACAACCCCCACAAUGUCUACAUGCCCAUGGAACAGCCUCCUCCAUAUGCACCUUCUGCCCCUCCUGCUCCUUACCCAGGCUAUCCAGAGAAGAAGAACAACUAAAGCUCAAUAACCAUCAUCCCCUAAUAAAUGCAAUGGCAAAUUAUUAAUCGGAUGAUAAUUAUUAGACUGGAAAGGAAAAUAUAAAGUACAACAUUGACAAAAAGGCAAGAUUAUUUUCUGGCAAUUCACACAAGUAAUUUUGAGGCACAACAAUGUUGGGACAUUUUCAAAUGAUGAAUGUUUCCUUUUAAUCAUGAGUAAAGCUUCAUUUCACCCCCUCCCACUCAGUUUAUUUUGUCAAUUGCCAAGUAAAUGGUUAUUCACGUAACGGAUAAGUAUUCAAUCUUUUCAGUUAUCAUGGUCGGCUCUCUCUCCCUCAGUCUGUUAGAAUGUGGAACUGUCCUGUACAUAGGAAAGGGUUUCUAACUGCCCUGUUGAGGAACAUGUGAUGGGCAGUAUGGGGAAUGUAUAGGCAUUAAAUAUUUACAGCAUUUUUUAAAUCCAGAGGUUUAUUACCAAAAUACAUUUUAUAACAAUUUUCGAUUAAAAUGAUGCUUAUUAACAAAACGACAAUUUCUAUUCCUACUAGUAUUGUAAAGUAUUUUUACAUUCACGUUCACAGUAAGUGUUUCCAUUGUGUUGGUGCGUGGUUUAAGUUUGUUCCAGGGAGCCUUGAAUGAAAGCUGAAGUUCCCAGUGCUCUCAAUGUACACCAUACCUUUCUAGAUUAUUUCUGGCUUUUUAUUAAAGGAAGUACAUGUUGUUUGAAUAUGGCAAUUGGAUGGAGCACUGACAUGUACCUCUACGUAUGUGAGAUUAUUGGUAAUGUGCAAUGUUCCUAGAUCUCACAAAUAACUUGUUGAGCCUAGAGAUGAUAACUGGUCAACAUGAAUAACCCAUGUCCUAGUCGAACCCUGUAUAUUGUAUCGAUGAAUGCAAAGCCCGGCUGAAACCAAAACCCUACUCUCUGUGCAAUUACACAAGUGUGGGGUUACUAGGCCAUGUAUUUAUUUAGCCGCUAGCCUGCUACACAGUGCUUUCUUGCAGUUGUGACGAAUUAACCUGUGAAAACCACUAAUUUAUUCCUGUUUAAACUGGGUUGUAGUGACUAACAAACCAUAUAAUUGCUAUUUUAGUGCAUAGUGAGGACAUGUUGUACUAGUUUUAGGUUAUAGGUUUGGUUGGUUUUAAGUAUCUGCUUAAAUUUAUCAAAUGUCUGAAAUAUCUUGUUUGUAAACCCUAAUUCCUUCUUUUGAGUUCUUCAUAUUGAUUCAAAAUCUAAUAAUAAAUAAAUGUUUAUGUAAAACCUAUCCAAAACAGUGGUGUACCAGUACUUUAAGCAUUCUUUUGUAUAGAACUAAAAAAAGAAAACGUCAGUUUUGCACCAAAAAAUCGUAUUAGUAAUAUCUUGAAUAAAUAUGAUAUGAAACGCUA